Messenger RNA from Sapajus apella (tufted capuchin), 1967 nucleotides. RefSeq names its product dephospho-CoA kinase domain containing (gene DCAKD). Gene Ontology annotation, biological process: coenzyme A biosynthetic process. Bases 280 to 975 code for a protein of 231 amino acids. Lineage: Eukaryota; Metazoa; Chordata; Mammalia; Primates; Cebidae. The record is from RefSeq and is a predicted model, not a curated record. Gene Ontology annotation, molecular function: ATP binding; dephospho-CoA kinase activity. The transcript has 5 exons.
CUAGGCGUUCGGCCGCGCUUUGAGGAAAGAAGGGCCGCGAGGUUGGUGGGACCGACUCUUCGGACCCGGGAGGCCGCCUGGCAUGUUGGGAGUUGUAGUUCGCGCUGGUUUGGGGUGUCUGGCAUGGAGGUUCCAAAAUCCAAGGUUUGAUUUCAGCCUGCCCUUGCCAGUGCCUGGGCCUCUGGGAGCCGUUAUUGGCUGCCGUUAAGGACCGUUACCUUUCCCGGUGAUUCCUCGGCUCCUGGCUCCGCAGUCUCGGGACAGCCCUUUCCUGGGAAGAUGUUCUUGGUGGGCCUGACUGGGGGCAUUGCCUCCGGCAAGAGCUCAGUGAUCCAGGUGUUCCAGCAGCUGGGCUGUGCGGUGAUUGACGUGGACGUCAUGGCCCGACACGUCGUGCAGCCAGGAUACCCUGCCCACCGGCGCAUCGUAGAGGUCUUCGGCACUGAGGUCUUGCUGGAGAAUGGCGACAUCAAUCGCAAGGUCCUGGGGGACCUGAUCUUUAACCAGCCUGACCGGCGGCAGCUGCUCAACGCCAUUACCCACCCUGAGAUCCGCAAGGAGAUGAUGAAGGAGACCUUCAAGUACUUCCUCCGGGGAUACCGCUAUGUGAUUCUGGAUAUCCCCCUGCUGUUUGAGACCAAGAAAUUGCUGAAGUACAUGAAGCACACUGUGGUAGUAUACUGCGACCGGGACACACAGUUGGUGCGGCUGAUGCGGCGGAACAGCCUGAGCUGCAAGGAUGCAGAGGCUCGCAUCAAUGCCCAGCUGCCCCUGACAGAGAAGGCCCGCAUGGCCCGCCAUGUCCUAGACAACUCGGGCGAGUGGAGCGUCACCAAACGCCAGGUCAUCCUCUUGCACGCCGAGCUGGAGCGCUCCCUGGAGUACCUGCCGCUGAGGCUGGGGGUCCUCACGGGGCUGGCUGGCAUUGCCAUCCUCCUCUACCUGCUCACCCACUACCUUCUGCCUUACGCCUAGCGGGGCACUCAAGGCAGGGAGCCCAGGCCUCCAACUGUCUCCUUGGAGGCCGAAGCCAGGUAACACUUCCUGUUUCCUCCCAGCCCCCUCUACACACACACACACACACACACACACACGGAUGCUCUGAAUCGGGGCUGGGCCCCUGCGACAGGCCAUCCCUUCUUUGGAGUACAUCCUAUCUGAGGCCAAGAAACAGCCUGCUGUCCUUCCCACCUUCCCGAAGCACCACCUGCAGAACAGCAAUCCUGAUGGUGUGUGAAAGCAAGAGACUGCCAUACAUUUCUGUGGGCGGGGCUAGGGAACCCUGUCUCUGCGGCCCUCCCCAGCGCUGGGAAGCCAAGGGUUCACUGGGCUUGAACCCUCUCUGAGCACCUGCCCCGUCAUGGCCUAAACCUCCUCGGUGGACCAUGAGAAAUCCCAUUGGAGCAAGGGUUUCCACGUUCAGUCAGUAAGGCCCUCCCCUAGGCUGAGCCCUGGCCAGCAUGCAGUGAGGGUUCUCUUGUGGAUAAUGCUGUAGCCAAGCAGGGCCAGGCCUCUUCUGGAGACCCCCACCUCCCCACGUGGAGUUUGUGCAGUGCUCCCACACCCCGCUCAUGCCUCCCACCCCUGCUCUCACCUGGACCUCUUGGUACUCUGUGUGCACCAUGCUUGCUGUUUCUUGGCUCUGUGCCUUCAACCUGCUGCUCCUGGCCUGGGAUACCUUUUAUUUUCUUUUUCUUUUUUUUUAACGUACCACCAGCUCUCAGUUCAGGCACUGUCUGAAGCCCCAGGCUGGGUUAGGUGGUCUAGGAUACCAACUCCCCCUCAACAUUUCACCUUAAUCUGACAGUACAGUAAUUAGCCAAAAGCUGCCUGGUUUUUCCUACUAGAUUGUAAGCCCUCUGGGGACAGGGACAGUGUCUUAUUCAUUCUGUGUUCUUAGUGCAGAGCCUGGUUCGCUGUUGGUGCUUAAUAAAGUGUGUUGAUCUGAAAUGCCCCAGACUAACCAA